AUGAAACUCCAAACCCUAAUUCUUCUCACAGUUCUUCUAAUGGCUUCCCUAAUUCUUGUCAAACUUCUUCGGGAGGCGCCAAGGGCUGCAGAAAGGGAGGAAUAUCUGGUGGGUGGAUAUAACCCCAUCACAAACAUCAACGAUCCUCACGUCAUCGAGAUCGCCAAAUUCGCCGUCACUCAGUACGACAAGCAAAGUGGUGUGAAGCUGAAGUUUAAGAAGGUAAUCAAAGGUGAAUCUCGGGUUGUUGCAGGGAUUAACUACCGCCUCACACUCUCCGCCGGCGAAGGUUGGGUUUCAAAGAUCUAUGAAGCUGUUGUGUGGGAGAAGCCAUGGCUUCACUUCCGAAACCUCACUUCUUUUAAACCACUAUAUGCUUAA
Molecule: messenger RNA, 381 nt
Organism: Vicia villosa (hairy vetch)
Lineage: Eukaryota; Viridiplantae; Streptophyta; Magnoliopsida; Fabales; Fabaceae
Product: cysteine proteinase inhibitor 5-like
Exons: 1
Coding region: 1-381 (126 amino acids)
Molecular function (GO): cysteine-type endopeptidase inhibitor activity
Source: RefSeq, a predicted model, not a curated record